CCUCCUCUCCACCCGCUCACCUCACCUCGCACCCACUCUACGCCGGCUCGUCCCUGUCGCUCCGACUAGACCUCUUCUCGCUCCCGAAUUCUCCCUCCCCCCGCUUCCGCCAUGGUCUCGCCCGUCGUUAACGUCGUGCGCUACUCGGCACUCGUCGGCGGCAUCGGCUACGGCGUCGUGCACCGCCGCACGCUGCAGAAGCGCGAGGAUGCGCGCGCCAUUGCCGCCGAGAAGAAGCACCAGGAGCAGCUCAAGGUGCAGGCACAGAAGGAGAAGGACCAGAGCAUCAUUGCCUCGGUGCGCGGCGGUGCGGGCGGCGUCGUCACCAACCCGGAAGACCCCAAGUUCGACCUCGAGAAGUACAUUGCGUCCUUCGACAAGUAAACGGGCGUCGGGUUGCCGGCUGGCUUCGUGCCGGACGGAGCGCCUGGGUCAGCCGCGGGUGAGGGGUUGCAGACAGGGAGAGACCGGCAGGCAAGCGUGCCACCGCUGCAAUGCACGGCUUUAGAGAUCA
Tilletiopsis washingtonensis is the source of this 514-nucleotide messenger RNA. RefSeq lists its product as hypothetical. Gene Ontology annotation, molecular function: proton transmembrane transporter activity. The record is from RefSeq and is a predicted model, not a curated record. Gene Ontology annotation, biological process: proton motive force-driven ATP synthesis. The transcript is spliced from 3 exons. Bases 112 to 384 code for a protein of 90 amino acids. Lineage: Eukaryota; Fungi; Basidiomycota; Exobasidiomycetes; Entylomatales.